Spodoptera exigua (beet armyworm) is the source of this 2082-nucleotide messenger RNA. The record is from the annotation of a GenBank genome assembly. Lineage: Eukaryota; Metazoa; Arthropoda; Insecta; Lepidoptera; Noctuidae.
CUUAAUUCGGUGCCAUUUCGUAAUGUUUGAAAAUGUGAUGGAUCGGUGAAGGUCACAGCUUCUGUGGAAAGUAUUAUCGACGUCAGUUCGCUACCGUCGUACACAUUUUGUCGUGUUUGCGAACGAUACACGGUUUACGUAACAAGGUCUCUUGACAAUACUUUGCAUUUGGAUAUAUCACAAUUAUAUUCGUUAAGAUGUGGGCUGUGUGGACAAGAACCGUACGCAGCGGGCGCUCAUUUGAGCGUUCACUAUCCAGCAUUGUGGAGUUGCCCAAGUUUCAGGACUUUGGCGUGCAGAAUGAGCCAGUUUUGGAAUAUAGGGAGGGGAGCGGCGAGCGCUCUGCGCUUGCUGAGGAGCUGAAGAGAACCGCUGCUGUUACUGAGGAGGUACCAAUUGUUAUUGGCGGAGAAACUAUUAAGGAAGGUGAGCCGCGUUACCAGGUGAUGCCUCAUAACCACUCCAAAAAAAUUGCUAAAUUCUACUAUGCGAGUGAGAAAACCAUACAAAAAGCUAUUAAAGUGUCAGUAGAUGCCCAAGCACGAUGGGACCGAACGCCUUUGCAGGAGCGUAUCCGUAUCUGGCAGAAUGCUGCAGAACUGAUGGCUGGUUCCCACAGACAAAAACUGAAUGCUGCCACUAUGCUGGGCCAGUCUAAGAGUGUAAUACAAGCAGAGAUAGAUUCAGCUGCUGAACUUAUUGAUUUCUUCAGAUUCAAUGUAUACUUCUUAAAAGAGAAUGCCAAAUAUCAACCAAUUUCGGAAAACCCAUCAGUGACAAGAAAUUCUCUAAGAUUCCGUGGCAUUGACGGCUUUAUUGCAGCAAUCAGCCCAUUUAACUUCACAGCGAUCGGGGGCAACUUGGCCUACACACCGGCUCUCAUGGGUAAUGGUGUUGUAUGGAAGCCAUCUGAUACAGCUCUUUUGUCAAAUUGGCGGAUCUUCAACAUAAUGCGUGAGGCGGGGCUGCCUGAUGGCAUUGUUAACUUUGUUCCAGCUGAUGGCCCCACAUUUGGCCGCACAAUUACUUCAUCCCCUCAUCUAGCAGGUAUUAACUUCACUGGCUCAGUUCCUACAUUCAACUGGCUGUGGAAUGAAGUUGGAAAAAAUCUUAGCCAUUAUAAAAAUUAUCCUAGGCUAAUUGGUGAAUGUGGAGGAAAAAAUUAUCAUUUUGUGCACCCUUCAGCAGAUAUUCAGACUGUAGUGACUGCAACAAUUCGCUCAGCAUUUGAAUAUUGUGGACAAAAGUGCUCAGCGUGCUCAAGAAUUUACGUUCCCAAAUCUCUGGCUGAGCCAAUAAAGCAUGGGUUACAGCAGGAGCAAGCUAAAUUAAAAAUUGGAGACCCAUCAGAUUUCAAAAUUUUUGCUGCUGCAGUGAUUGAUGAUAAGGCCUUUAAUAGAAUCACAGGUUACAUCAAAAAUGCCAAGAAAAGCUCUAAAAAUAAAAUCAUUGCUGGAGGUGAAUUUGAUGACAGCAAGGGCUACUUUGUCCAGCCCACUAUUAUUGAGACCACUGACCCACAUGACAAGCUUAUGACUGAAGAGAUUUUUGGCCCUGUACUAACCAUGUAUGUGUAUGAUGAUAGUGAAGUGGACAAGACCAUGAAGCUCAUUGGGUCAUCAACCAAGUUUGCUUUGACUGGAGCUGUGUUCUCAAUGGACAAGACCUUCCUACAAAAGGCUCUAGAUGAGCUCAAGAUGACUGCAGGCAAUUUCUACAUCAAUGACAAGUCAACUGGAUCAGUAGUAGGCCAGCAGCCAUUUGGUGGAGGCCGCAUGUCGGGUACCAAUGAUAAAGCAGGCGGGCCUGGCUAUGUCAUGCGUUGGACAACACCCCAGUCCAUCAAGGAGACAUUUGUGCCUCUGCGUGACAUUGACUAUCCUUACAUGAGAGAUUAAAGCAAAAAUGGAAGAAACCUCAAUGAAGAUUAUAAGUAAACACUAAUUGAUAUCAGUACAAUAACAAUAAUUACAUACAUAUUCAAUAAUAAUGAUAACUUAGUUAAGUUGGCUGAAUAAUUAGGCUUACUUAGUAGGUGUUAGAAUGUUAUUCUCAUGAUGUAACUUUAAAGUAUUAUUUUCU